This is a messenger RNA of Spirometra erinaceieuropaei, 2764 nucleotides long. Lineage: Eukaryota; Metazoa; Platyhelminthes; Cestoda; Diphyllobothriidea; Diphyllobothriidae. The record is from the annotation of a GenBank genome assembly.
AUGCGAAACUCUCCGUAUAAUGCGAUUGCAAAGUGGCAAGCAGAGAAACUCAAGCCCGUACAGCGUCAGCUAGCACCACGCAGCUACCGAGAUACCUUUGAAUUCAUUGACGACAUCAAAGACCUUACCGUCAAUGGCAUGGUGAUGUUCUCGCUAGACGUCUCAUCACUUUUUACAAACGUUCCGGUCACCGAGACAGUUGAUUACAUCUGUGAUUUUCUAUCCGCCAGUCAGCAGGAAAUAGGAUUCCCGACGAAGGCACUCACGGAACUGUUACUAAAAUGCACAUUAAAUGUGCAGUUCCUGUUCGACAACCAACUCUAUAGACAAGUAGACGGCGUUGCUAUGGGCCCACCCCUUGGACCUCUCCUAGCAGAUGUCUUCAUGGGCAAAUUAGAGCGAUUCCAACUAAGUGAUCAGAUCGAUAAGCUUAAACAUUACGGUCGCUGCGUUGAUGAUAUAUUUGCAGUUGCCACUGCAGAAACCGACGUAGCUACCCUCUUAGAUGCGGCAAAUCAGGCACAUCCGUCGAUCAAAUUCACGCUGGAGAUCGAAACGGCCGGUUCGCUCCCUUUCUUAGAUGUUCUUCUAAGCAGGAGACCUGACGGCAGUGUCCGAAGAAGCGUCUAUCGGAAGAAAACCUGGUCUGGACAAUACACGAACUUUGCCAGUUUCGUACCCCUCCAACAAAAACGAAAUCUAGUCCGAUGUCUGGCACAAAGAGCAAGAAAAAUUUGCUCAACAGAUAGCAUCGAGGAGGAGCUCAGAAAAAUCCAGGACUUCCUUCGAGAAAACGGGUAUCCUGACAGGUUCAUUGCAAAGAACAUUGUCGAAAGACCGGUUAAACCCGCCACACCGACCGCUGAAAAGAAAACUUUGUUCCUCAAAGUCCCUUUCCAAGGGGACGCGACGAGUGAACUCCUAAGGAGACGCCUUGAUCAAGCUAUCUCGCGAACCUUCCCAGCAGCAAGGGUUCAAAUAUCAUUCUCUACUAACCCUAUUUUACGCGGAGAAGGUAAGGAUAAGUUGCCACCGCAGACCACCUCAAUGUGCAUAUAUUCCUUCACUUGCUCCUGUGGAGCAGGUUAUAUUGGUCGCACGAGUCGGCGCUUAUCCAAAAGAAUACGCGAACACCUCCCGGCAUGGCUAGGAAAAGGCGAAACGAGGAGUAUAAGCAGCGCCAUUCUCGCGCAUGUUGUCGAUUCCGGACAUCGUGUGGACCCCAACGAAGCUUUUCGUGUGAUUUAUAAGGUCCCAUCGAGCUACCCUAAGCUACUAGGCCAGCGCCUGUUAGCGACAGCGGAAGCGGCCGCCAUUAGGUUAUGAAAGCCAAUCUUAUGCGCAAAGAACCACGUUCAGGCUCCGCGCCUACAGUGGUCGACGGCUGACUAACGGUGCAACUCCCCCCGCGCACUUGCGCUCUCACCCCGCCCCUGACAAUGACUAUUAUUACCCCCACCCCCUCCCCCACAGUCCCCCACCCCGCCUUUGUUUAAGGAGUACUUUUAUCGACUUCUCUUAUCGCUUGCAUGUUUUACUUCUACCCCGUUCCUAUAUAACUGUAGUUCUCGUUUGCAUUUAUUAAAAUGUUAAUGAAACUAAAUACCUUUUAACGGUACAUUUUACGGGCAAUUUAACAAUCAGAAUUACCACGUAGAAUUAUUUCAAAAACACAAACUUCAUGGAGGUUUCUUUACUCCCCAAAGACCAAAUUAUCACUUUCCAUUGGGUUGCAGGGCGACAUACUAACAGCACAAGUACUAACUAAAAUCCCAGACACGUGUUUUGACGAUAUUCUGUCGUUGCGUGGUGCAUCUGCGAGGGAUUCGGCUCAUCAGUGGAUGCUCUACCCCAACAUUCCCCGUUCCCUGCAACCCACACUAUACUACUAGCUGCCUGUCGGCAGUUAAUGAAUAUUACGCGGUUAUCCCGGUGUGACUAAUGAACAUCGGCCCAAGUAUUCAUACAUUAAAUUUCGGUCUGCGCCUAUAAUCCUUAUUUCCAGCCGAUCUACUCCGAGUUGGCAGUUAGUUUCUGAAGCAACAACAGUAUCGAUUUUCAUCAAGCUGGCAGUGGGCAGUGAGGUGCACUCAUUCCCCUCUGCUCAUUCAACCACAGGUUUGGAAUCGUUGACGGACCCGAGGCGUGACAGAAACGCGGCACGCGGGCAUUGAGAUCGGGACGCCAGUAGAACCAAAUCUUCCAGCUUCUCCUCAGUUUUCUGCGUUGGACUAUUACCUACUACUGUCAUGUAGCCUACCGGAUCCCCGAGCGCUGUUUCACUACCAUCCAAAGGCCACCCUACGCGCCGGGAACCAGACCAAUCACCUUAGCCUACUCCUGCCCAACAUUCGCCCAGCUGUCAAAUAAGACAUGUUUUCCACGAAUUUAACUGGCUUUCGAUACCACCUUUAGGCUUUCAGUGUGCGAUGCCGACGAAAAUCUCACUGACUUCCUGCGCACACCCCCCUCCCUUAACUGUUCCUCCCCAGCUGUCUGUCUUUGCGUCCCGUUUCAAAAAACCUUGAAGACCUGAAGUCAUCUCCUCCUCUAUUCUGAUCGAGCGCAAGGAAGACUCUGACCUCCGCCACAGUGACACCUUCCAGGUGACCUGGCAAUGGUCCUAGAUGUUCUUCGUCUAACACAGUGGCAGGCAUGUCGUCAGGGUCAAAGGCUCUCCGGCUGCCGUCCACGAUACCUCCAGAUGUGCUCCGUCCUCCUUGUUUCUUCCGCCUCUCCUGUACCUGGCUACUAUCAUGCUUGA